Molecule: messenger RNA, 2148 nt
Organism: Aspergillus sclerotioniger CBS 115572
Lineage: Eukaryota; Fungi; Ascomycota; Eurotiomycetes; Eurotiales; Aspergillaceae
Exons: 5
Coding region: 1-2148 (715 amino acids)
Source: RefSeq, a predicted model, not a curated record
AUGUUGCCAACGACCGAUGAUAUCGCCAAAUUCAUUUCCGUCGCCCCCGAUGCUAGUGAGGGGAAGGCUCUGAUCUUCUUGCAGGCAGGUGACGCCGCUCUCAUCCGAAUAUCCACUGACUGCUUGUUCUAUGAGGAUCCUGAUCGAUACUCACAUCCACCAGCCAACAAAUCCAACCAAGAGCCCAAUGCGACAGAUACCCAGGCGCUUCCUCCCUCCUAUGAAUCACAUGCCAACCCCGUGAACAGACUGCAGCGCGGGCCUCACACGAAUGCAGUUAUCCAGGCUGCGCAGGUUCGCGCUCGGGAUGAGCAAGAGAUGCAAAAUCUGCUCCAAAAUAUUCAACGAGUCUAUCAAAUUUUCAAUAGCGACAUUGAACCAGAACAUGAGAACGGCGACUACGUGACUUGUAAUUGCGAGGCUCACCAAUACAGAAGGAGGAAAGCCAGGCGAAUUGGUGUCCAGGAUAUGUGGUCAAAAGCUGUAAUGUAUCCGGGGGAAAAGGCCUACCAUGACUCCUACCAGGCCACUAUGUUUUCCAACAACCCCUAUAGAUGGAUCUCCUCACCUUACGGCCUUGCUACCUAUGUGAUGCGAAAACCAGAUCCAGCACGCUACACCGAAUCAGUACGUCAGACCAUCUCAUUAAAUGCGACUCUCAACAUGAAGGCGCAGACAGCCGUCAAUGCUAUGGAACCACGGUGCAACAUUUGGGAACUCGACGACUCAGGCGUGGCAGGUGAAGCCGUGACAUCCUCCGCAUCCCGAGUGGACGAAAAAACACCAGGCAGCCCAGAAGCACCCAAACGAUCGAAAUUUUCGACUUUUAAAAAGGCUCUGUCUAUGGGGUCUUCCGAUAGGUCGGCUUCCAAGGCGAACCAGAUGGUCUCACGCGCUCGAGAGCUACGAAACGCAAUAUUGGAAGAAGAAAGUGGCCGGUGGCCAGACCCAGAGUCGCGACAGAUUGUGGCAGUUUACCAGGAAAAGGUGGGAAUGACUCAAAAAAUAGCCGAGCUUCGAGCCGAGUAUCCCCUGGAGUACCUCCAUCUUCUCCGCGCAGGAUACUUUGAAUCGAUUCCUGUCGAUUGGGCAACUCACAUCUCCAACCCUCUCAAAUUCCGGAUCGAUGCGCCCUGUGGAUGGAGAGGAAUUACUCCGACAUGGCGAGGGUACGAAAACACGGCCGAAGAGCGACUAUACUGGGUCUUGAAUCACAGGACGGGAAGCAGGGGAGCCUGGAUGAAGCCGGACUUUAUUUCUGCGAUGGAUAUGGCCCGGGAACGGAUGGCGACCGCCGUUGAACCACCGCCAGCAUAUUACUCUCCCGACGAUACGUUCCGGCUUCAGGAGUUAUCCGAUGGGUACUCCAGACAAGUGAUGCCAGCCCCUUUCAGACCUUUUGACCUUCCAGAAUCAGCUACGGAUAACACGAUGAUCUUGUUGGAUGUUUCUGGAUCGAUGGACUUUGACCCGAUGCGACCGGUAUACAAGCAAUAUCUGGUCACUGGAUUUACCGGAUCUACCCAGCCAAAGAACAAGGAUGUCGCGAAAGCCAUCAUCCGACGCUUCACAGAUGCCAUGUCCAACCAUGACCACAACGCCUAUGGCUACCAGCUUGUCACGUUUGCCAACAAGGCCAGCAACAUAGGACUCAUCAACCAUGCCAAUUUGGACGACAUGUGGAAUAACGUCAAGUUCGGAGGCGGAACUCGCGUGAUGACGGGAUGGCAGAAAAUCAAGGACUUGCAUUUCCAACGAUACUCCGAGUCUGCCACCUACCAUCCGGUGUAUGGAUGGCAAGCAGGUCCGCGCACGCCGAUGCUGAGAUUACUACUAUUGCUCGAUGGCGAAGCUACAGAUAUGGACGAGUUCGAACUGGAUCUGCUCGGGCUGUCCUGGGUUCAUGUGACCAUUUUUCUGAUUGGUGUGGAUGGAUGCCCGCACCACCAUCGCCAUGCCAACGAGUUGCAGAGAAUCAGCCAGGCCAAUCCACAUGUCUCGUUUGUUGAGGCACAGGGGAACGCGCCAGAGCGAUACGUUACUCACGAGCUGCUGAAGCGACAUCUGGGAUAUGAUGUGUCGAUAUCGGAAUUCGAGCGAUUGGAGCAGUUUCCAGAGAGUGCCGAGCCGCCUGUGUAUACAGAGUAG